ACAGGGAGGAAAGUCGGUGUUCUUCUUUGUGACUCAUCAAACAUAAUCACCGUAAUCAGGAUCCAACGGAGUAAUUAGUAAACGAAAUCACUUUCCUAAUCAAGCUGAGAGUUACACACUUACACCCCCAGAAAAAGCUCUCCCUUUUACCCUCACCAGCCAUGACAGCGUCGGUCGGAAGUUCCCCUGCCGCCCAUUACUGGAAACUCAGGAAGCUCGCUGCUUCCCUUUUCCGUAGAGGCUUCAACUCCUCCAAAUGCAAAACUGCGGCCAAGAUGGCAGUGGCGAGGAUAAAGCUACUGAGAAACAAAAGAGAGAUGGUGGUUAAGCAAAUGAGGCGUGACAUUGCAAUGCUUCUGCAGUCUGGUCAAGACGCCACUGCUCGUAUCCGGGUAGAACAUGUUUUAAGGGAGCAGAAUAUUUUAGCUGCAAAUGAGGUCAUUGAGCUCUUCUGUGAAUUAGUUGUGGCCAGGGUUACCAUCAUUGCUAAGCAAAGGGAAUGCCCUGCGGAUCUCAAAGAAGGAAUUGCUAGUUUGAUUUUUGCAGCCCCAAGAUGUGCAGAAAUUCCAGAACUACUAGCAAUUAGAAAUAUGUUUGAGAAGAAAUAUGGAAAAGAUUUUGUGUCAGCAGCUACUGAUCUGCGGCCUAAUUGUGGUCUUAUUGACAAGCUCUCGGUUAAGACACCAAGUGGUGAAGUAAAGCUGAAAGUGAUGAAGGAAAUAGCAAAGGAGCACCAGAUAGAAUGGGAUACCACCGAAUCAGAAAAGGAGCUUCUAAAGCCUCCCGAGCAGCUUAUGGAGGGACCGCGUGCUUUUGUUAGUGCAUCCAGAUUACCUGUAAAACCUGCUGAUCCUGCUCUCAGUCAUUCUGUUGACACAAGGAACAGAUCAAGAAGGGGUGAAAAUGGUGACCCCAUGCAUUUUGAAGACACGGCAUCAGCUGCUGAAGCAGCUGCUCAAUCGGCAAAAAUGGCAAUUGCUGCUGCACAAGCUGCUGCUUAUCUGGCCAACAAAAACAACAAUCAGUUUACUCACACAACUGGUUUUGGUAAAAAUCCAAAUGCUUCAAGUACCAAUUAUGGAUUAGGAACCUUUCCUGGGAACUCUGCUGGCGAGUUCUUUGCAACUGAUCCUUCAGUCAAUCCUCAGCAUAUGGAAACCAGAGCCCCUGGGAGGAUGUAUGACUCUCACGGUUUUGAUAGGUCUCGUUGUCCAAGUAACGAGGAAAUGAGGCCUAACAAUGAUUUAGACCGAAAAGUCCCCAGGAGACACAGCUACAAUGCCCCUUCUGUGCAUUCAGAUGUUAAGUUUGAUGAAUCAGAUUGUGAUGAAGAUAUAGAAGUUGAAGAAGGUGCUCCACGCCGCUUUAGUCUUCCACCUGAGCGGUCUCCACCACCAGUUCAUUUCUCUCAAGUGAAGCAGGCCCCUGUCCAUCGUGUUCAUCCCAAAUUGCCUGAUUAUGAUGAUCUGGCGGCACACUUUGAAGCUCUCAAGCAGCACAGAGCAAGAACCUAAGACCAUCAAAUACCUUCAAAAACUGGUCUUUGAGUUUAUAUACUUGGUAAUUUGGUAUACGUAUUCCGUACUUGAAAUAUUCAUUUUGCAUUUUACCAAUUUUCCUUGAAUCGUAUUGUACACCUUGUGGAGAUAUCUCCAAUUUUCUCAAAGUUUUGAUGUUAUAUAAUAACAGAAACCUUCCUAC
This is a messenger RNA of Rubroshorea leprosula, 1701 nucleotides long. The record is from the annotation of a GenBank genome assembly. NCBI's taxonomy places the organism in Eukaryota, Viridiplantae, Streptophyta, Magnoliopsida, Malvales, Dipterocarpaceae.